CCACGUUUAGUAAUUUUCAUGCAAGUGUGUGUCACAAAUAAAUAGUCAUAUUUUAAGUAAAUUCGACGGUGAAGUGGCAGGCGCUGUGAUAAUUUUUAUUCUAGAUUUCUAAUCUGUGCAUAUCUUUUGCUUUAAAUAUUUUGCUUACUGUGGUUGUUGUUUAAUAAUCGUAACCAGUUUUAUAUCUCUUUCUACUAACAGUAAAGAUUGUAAUCUCAGAGAGGGAAAGAAAAUGAUUCGUACAAUAUUCGAAAUGUUGAAGAUUUUGGUGUAUUGAUACUCGAAUUUAUAGCUUAUAUUUUAACUAAUUACGUUCAUAUUUGAAACGAUGCUUUAAAAUACCCAAAUCCUUGCCGAACCCGAGUGUAUGUCGUAUGACAAUAAAUAGGUACUAUAUAUAUAUGUACGAAAAUAUAUCAUAAAUAACAAACGCGUUAUCCAAUGAACUACUUUGUACGAGUGUACUACGUUCUUGUAUAUUUUAAUAUUCUUUUUAAAACUUCUUUUAUAUUCUAUACUUAAAAUGGCUCUCUUUGUCUGUAAAUGUUUAAAUGUAUCGUUGGAAAGUGAUAAAUUAGAAGAUAUUCUCGACAUCGGGAAACUGGAGUUAUCUUUAGCGGAACAAAGAGAUAUUUUUUUCAGUGAGAAACUAUUAGCAUGUCCAGCCAACUCAUUAAAGACUCAUGUGGUUCAACCUGCAUUAAUUGGCCACCGCAUAGUUGGUCGCUUCAGCCUGGAGACCUGCCUAGCCUGCAGACAGACAACUCGUGCUCUUCUGCAGGAAAGGAACUUGGUUUUAUUGGCCAAGCCCCUUCAAACGACACAAGAACAUAUAAAUAAUCUGAAGAAGAGUGAAAACUUCUCACCUGUAUUUCAUUUACUGGUGCCAGAAGUGACGAAUGAGGUGGAAAUGAAAGAAAAUAUAGACACAAAUAACCAAUAUUAUAGUGAGAGGAACGGGUGCUCUCCAUCGUUACAAGUCAUCGGAGCAUUGAAGAAGCAGCUGAAUCAGACGUUAGAGUCUCAGCUUGAAGCCAUCGAGGAAACCGUGAGGCAGUUCAAAGACCAGAAAUAUGCAGAGUAUGAAGAGUACAGAGUCAGGGCGCAAAGGGAUCACAAAAUAUUAUCUAGUAUUAUAAACAAGACGAGAACUAACUUUGACAAUGACGGUUGGAACAACUCCUUAGACAAGCUGCCCUCGCCCACAUUACAAAGACGGAGGCUCUCCUCCAUCAAAGAUGCCAAAAAAUUCACUAAAUAUGUUAAGUCAAACGCUCAAAUCCCUCACGAAGAAGAUUCUUUAGAUGCUGAAGAUAUUUUUGAUUUAGAAGGAAUGGACUCCUGCAACUACAUGGCCUCCGACAAUGAGGAUUAUGAUUCAGAUCAGCUCAGUAACGAUGAGUCCAUGGCUCCUCGAGCUCGUCCCGGGGCUGCGGCCGCGUCCCUGGCCCGCUCGCUGCCGGUCAGGGUCCCCGUGGUGAUGAGCAGACGAGAGGAUAUCACCCACGAGGAGGAUUAUGAGGAGACUCAGGACAUCGCUGCCUCCAUCAAGGCGCUGGCUCGCUCGGUGCACGGCGACGUGUUCGAGCUGCCUCGCCCGCGCUUCUCCACGCAGAUCUAGCGACCCUCGACCCCCGGCCCUCGCCCCCGGCCUCGGCCCCCGCCCAGGCCGGACGGGCGGUCCGCCGGAAUCUUAGUUAUAUUUGUUCGCGUAAUUGACUCCCGGGAGUCGUUUUAGGAUUUAAGUGAGUCCCCUCCACGGACCGGGAGGGGAGAGCUCGUGAAUGAGGAACUGAUGAAAACAUAUACAAUAAGAAGAUAUUAUACCGGAGGAGCAGCCCCGGCCGGCCACCCGGGCGCGCCGCGAGAGGUCGGCCGCGGCUGGCUCCGGCCGGAGUGUAGUGUUCAGUGGCCGUCUAAGUCAUCUCUGUUAGACAUUGAGUGUUGUAUUGAGUUUACGAGGUGUUAUCUUACUGCUAAGGACCGAUGUACAAACGACAGACAUACACUUGCAUUUGGAACUAGUCCCCCGGCGUCCCGGCGGCGGCGCCCGUCGCUCGCCCGAGACGCUACUUAAAAUGACAUUGUAAUAUUUAUUUUUGUAUUGAAUAUUUUGAAUGGUUCCCGCGCGGACGGAAGGGAUCGAGUCUUCCGAGAGAGCUGCAGACGUGAGGAGCGUCCGCUUGGGACGACAGUCGAGAUGGUUUCAGAUUGUAUGGGACGGUAGCGUACGAUUAAUAAAACAUUUACAAAAAUA
This is a messenger RNA of Danaus plexippus (monarch butterfly), 2257 nucleotides long. RefSeq lists its product as uncharacterized. Gene Ontology annotation, cellular component: cytoplasm. The record is from RefSeq and is a predicted model, not a curated record. The transcript is spliced from 7 exons. The coding region runs from base 524 to 1621 and encodes 365 amino acids. Gene Ontology annotation, biological process: negative regulation of protein kinase activity; negative regulation of TOR signaling; neurotrophin TRK receptor signaling pathway. Lineage: Eukaryota; Metazoa; Arthropoda; Insecta; Lepidoptera; Nymphalidae.